GCGGCGCUGCAGCGGCUUGGGAUUCGCUGGGCGCCCCGCUGCUCUGAGCGCUCGCGGUGCUGGUGCAAGCGGGGAGGACCUGCGGCUGCUGGAGCAUCUCCCCGGGGGAAGCAGCAGCAGCAGCGCGGUGGGUGCAGGUGCAGCAGCAGCCCGUGCUUGGUGCCGCCUUUGUUUUGUGCUGGGACUCUCCCGUCGCUAUGAGCGCCUCUCCCUCCAGGCUGAUCCGCCUGCUGCUGGGUGCCGCGAUGCUGUGGGGGCCGAGCUGCCUCUCCCUGCGAGUCCUCAGCGGUCAAAAAGUGUGUUACGGAGAUUUCAAGCAUCCCUGUUACAAGAUAGCCUACUUCCAGGACUUGUCAAGACGUGUGGGCUUUCAGGAGGCCCACCAUGCCUGUGAAAUCGACGGUGGUGUGCUUUUAAGUCUGGAAAAUGAAACUGAACAGAAGCUCAUAGAAAACAUGUUACAAAACCUCACCAAGUCAGGCUCUGGAAUUUCUGACGGUGACUUCUGGAUCGGAUUGUGGAGAAGCGGAGAGGGGCAAGCAAUAUCAAGUGCUUGCCCUGAGCUCUACCAAUGGACUGAUGGAACUGUUUCAUCAUUCAGAAACUGGUAUACGGAUGAGCCUUCCUGUGGAAGUGAAGCUUGUGUUGUGAUGUAUCAUCAACCAACUGCAAACCCUGGUCUAGGGGGGGCUUACCUUUACCAGUGGAACGAUGAUAGAUGCAACAUGAAGCACAAUUUUAUCUGCAAGUAUAGUCCAGAUAAUGUCCUAGAAAAAGAACUAGGCGACAGAGCAGAGACAGAUUAUGAGGUUUUCCCAUCAGUGGCAGCAGGAAAGCCUUAUGAUGAAAACAAACGAGAAGAUAAUUCUCAUGUAGUUGUUACUGAAACAGCCCUGCAAUUGGAUCUGCAUGAACCUGGAUCAGACCUUUGCACCUCACCAGUGCCCCACUGAACUCAGUGGAUCUCUACCAGGGCACAAGGUUCUGCCAUUGUGGAUCUGAUUACAGGAUCAGGCCGCAAAUAUCUCUGAUAGAGUCAAGGCCAGCAAUGUGUAAAAUGGUCUAACACAAACAUAAGACACUUUGUUUUCUCUUUUAAAACUGAAUUUUAGUGCUCACAAAAGGUGCCAGACUGAUAGUUCUAGGGACUGAAGUGUUGUUUUAUCUACCCAAUAGCCCCAUGGUAAAGCAAGGUUCCCCAUGUACCCCAACCCCUAUCUGGAGGGAUCAUCUCUAGGAUGAGAGCAUCUGAGAAACUGCCAAGAAAAGUUCCUACUGUGGUGUUGUUUUUUGGGAUGGGGCCAUCUACCCACUAAGAACUGCUCAGAGACCCACCAAUUCAUUUAAUUUAAGGGUUGAUAUUCUGCAUGGUUCCAAGCAAUUCUUGAGAGGUGCUAAGUUCCCUCAACUCUCACAAACGUCAGUGGGCAUUGAGGGCACUCAACAUCUCUCUGGAGCAGCUCAACAUCUGGCUCACUGAACAGCUGAAAGAUGGCAUUAACAUUCCACUACUAUCCAUCUCAACUGGAUUUGAAUCAAUUCCCUUGUUUGUGAAUGCCCACAUGUCCCACUACCAGCCCCCCCGUAUACUUUUACAUGAGUCAAUGGACUAUUUUGUUGCCACUGUUGUCAUUUAAAAGAAUAACAUUUUAUUUUAAAAUGUCAUCAUUAUUGUGCAGCUCUCUGAAUAUAUAACGAGAAUGCUAAUAGGCCAAGGAAGAAAAAAAGAAUCCUGAAAAAUGCUAGAUAAUGGAGAGGUAAAACAUGGGGCUUACAAUGGUGCAUGGGAAAGAUAAGCAGCAGCAGCCGCAACCAACCGUGGAUCUCCAUUUGCACCUGCUUAGUUUCUCAGAGCAAUUUUUCAUCUGAGCACUCAAGGGCAGAUGCUGUUGUUGUAAAUAAAUAAAUAAAUAAAUAGGUACUAUGCUUUUCAAUGCAUGACAUACAAAGAGCCUGUAUUUAACACUAGUGCUAUGGUAUAUAGAAAGCCAAAUUACGAUUAACAAAUAAACUGGCCUUAAACAUUUGCUCUUGCAAGUGAAAGUAUAUUCAAAAAUAGUCGGUAAGAAGUACAGUAUCCAGAGUACGAGCUUGUGGGUCAGGUUUAGACAACUAUGAGUACUUUAUCUUAUGUACAGUAAUGAAAUGUGGGUAUAAACCUAUUUAAAAUGUAAUCACAGUUUCUCUCUUGAACCUGGAAGCUGUUCCUAUUAAACAUAGCUGUACAAUGAUGAUUGCUUGUUACUACAUGGUGGUCAGUAAGCAGCAGCAUGUUAAGUUUAUGGUGGCAUAUUAAUGAAGGGGCAAAGGAUGGUUCCUUCAUUAUACACACAACAGCUGUCUCUGGAGUCUAAACAUCCUUCUUCUUGAGCCCACUGUAAGCAUUUGGGUGGACAGGGCCUCACCUCUUCCUAUAUCAAAGGAGACUUAAUGCUUCAGGAAUUGUUUUUGUUCUUUAACUGCUAUACUGAGAAAAGAAAAAAAGUUCAAAUGACAUAAGCGCAGCCUGUAACUUUUCAGUCUAGCCUGAGUAAGGAGUAAUGUGUAGCUGUGCUGGUCCAGUAGCAGAUCAGAGAACCAAUGGGGACUCAGAGUCACAGUUCUGCCCCUGCUACAUUGCUCUAAAUUACUUCACCCCUUUUCAUGGAGCAGCUUAUUCCCCACUGAGUACCAAGGCAGCUACUGUGACCAGUAAGUAGCAGAGAUGGAUCCAGGGCUCCUGAUACCCUCUACCUGUUCCUUUCCAUUUUUUCACAGCAGAGUGGGUCAGAUGAGUAGCCCCUGUUCUCCCCCUCUCAGCCAGAAAGAGACACAGUCAUGAGGGCUGUAAAGGGGAAUGGGGGUGGGGAGUGGACCUGGGACUUAUGCCCUCUUACUUCCUUGCAUGGCUGAAUAAGAGCUGUGUCUAUUCAGCCCAUAGCAUGUAAUCAAGUGUACAUUGCUACAAUAGAUGUAUAUUUUAGCUGCAGUGUAAGUAUAAUGAGAUAUUAAUCUUAUACUGAAAACUACAGUAUGCACCUUCUGGACAGCUUUUGCAUGAAAUAUUGGGGGCUUAUUCUUAUAUUCCUAAUACAUUCAUAUCUUCCUUCUAAAAUGAUUAGCAGUCUUUCUGCACAAGGAAUUCAGAAUUGAACUAUGUGGGCGUACAGAUAGAUACAGUGAGAUGGGACAGCAUCUUUCAAUGCAGUAUGCACUAAUGAGAGACUUUUUUUC
Chelonia mydas (Green sea turtle) is the source of this 3213-nucleotide messenger RNA. RefSeq names its product chondrolectin (gene CHODL). The record is from RefSeq and is a predicted model, not a curated record. The transcript has 6 exons. Gene Ontology annotation, cellular component: cytoplasm. Gene Ontology annotation, biological process: positive regulation of axonogenesis. Bases 198 to 953 code for a protein of 251 amino acids. NCBI's taxonomy places the organism in Eukaryota, Metazoa, Chordata, Testudines, Cheloniidae.